AGAUGAGGGGGUUGGGUGCUCAGGUUAAAGUAAAAGUAGACACAUACUCCAUAAACAGAGUGCGGGCCAUCUCUGAAAACAAAGAAGCCAGAGAGGCUGUGGGGCACAGUGUUGCCAGUUUUUAAUGGGCUCGAUAGCUUCACAUGCCAACAAAUGGGAGGACCAUUCCUACUAUCCUGGGAAAGGGGCUGGGAUUCCCAGGAACUGGGCCACCACUUAUUCUUUGACCUUUUAUGGGCAGCCUGGAAGCUGUCAUGGCGCCUGUGGGAGUGUCGUUUACCAUUGCUAAUAUUACAACGAGCAUAUAAUGAAGCUCAAGGUCUACUGGAAGUCAAAUCUCCCAUCAUCUUGAUCCUCAAGACUUACUGGGAGUUGAGUCUUCCAACAUGUUGGUGUUAACUGCUGUGUCAUUCCUUGAAUGGCUGUGCCCUGCCCCCUUCCCUCCUGUCUCAUUUUCCCUUCAGAGAUUUUACUCCUAUAAUCUUACGGGUGUGCAGAGGGGUGACAGUCUUUCUUCCAAAACUACUUCUGGGCUGAAUAGGGGCAUUGACCUUGCCUGUAAGGGAGUAAAAAUCUCUUAAUGCCUAAUCUAGGGGCCCCAGGGGCAGGGCAGCCUUUUGUUUUUGCCUCAGAUGGUGGUAUGGCCUGGAAUCCUCGCAUAACCAUCAUGUGGGGCUGUUGUAACCCACUGUUUCCAUAGCAAUGAAUCUUCUUAAAGAUGAAGCACCUUUGUAACAACAGUUCAACUGUCUAUGAUGACAAAAGAAUUAAAAGGCAUGGAACCAGUCCUUUUAAGUGAGGGAAAGGAUGGGGGGGUUCUGGAAGAGGGCCCUCCCCAUGAAACCCCAGUCAUGGCCUGAAUCCAAGCCAAAAACAGACUGCUGUCCUCUAUAAAUCAUGAUGCCACUUAACCCAAACCCAGAACCUAGCUACAAUAUCAAUGCACACUACUACUAAUCAAAAGUCUGCAUCGUUCACAGAAUAUAGAAAGAUAACCGACAUUCUGGCCUCUUAAUCUGAGCCCAUUUCCCCCCUCCCAGCUUCCUUCCUCACUUCUUCUGUAUGACACAAUUUAUUCUUCUGUUCAGUUCUCCAGUCUAGACCUGCAUCUGAGGCCACAACCCAGCCUACUCACUCCCCUCACCCAUCUCUCCUCACUUACAGCCCCUUCCUGGGCUCUCCUCUUCUCAUCCCACCCCUGAGGAGCCCUCCUCCCCACUGGGCUCUCCUGGGACACAAAGACUAUCCCCUCCUCCUAAUGAAGGGAGGUGGGUAGGAGUUUCAGCCCCACCCUCAGGAAGACGUGUCUUCUCCCUCCGGUACUCUGUGGUACUUCCUCUCUGGCUGACUUAGCUGAUAGUACCCAGAUCCCAGGCCAGGCCCCUGGCUCCGACAGAUCUGAAGAUAGGCUACACCGCUGUACCUUCACCCUGGGAUUGGCACCUACUUUGAACCAGUGUCCCGAAAAGCCUGUAUGUCGUUGCAAUGGCCACAAACAUUACAUCUUCUGCAGCACCCUCCUCGCCAGGUGUCAUGUUCAUCUCUCUACUGGCUAUCAUCUUACUGUCGGUGGCCCUGGCUGUGGGGCUUCCUGGCAACAGCUUUGUGGUGUGGAGCAUCCUGGUAAAGAUGCGGAAACGCUCUGUCACUGCCCUGCUGGUGCUGAACUUGGCUCUGGCCGAUUUGGCCGUAUUGCUUACUGGCCCCUUUUUCCUCCAUUUUCUGACCCAAGGCACCUGGACUUUUGGACAGGCUGGCUGCCGCCUGCUCCACUAUGUCUGCGGAGUCAGCAUGUAUGCCAGCGUCCUGCUUAUAACGGCCAUGAGUCUGGACCGCUCGCUGGCGGUGGCCCUCCCCUUUGUGUCCCAGAAGCUGCGCACCAAGGCGGUUGCCUGGAGGGUGCUGGUAGGCAUCUGGGUGGUAUCUGUUCUGCUGGCCACGCCCGUCAUCGCGUACCGCCAGGUGAACCUGGCACCCAACAAUAGGAGCCUUAUAUGCUUUCCGAAGUACCCCAGCGAAAGACACAGGGCCUUCCAUCUGUUCUUCGAGGUCUUCACGGGCUUCCUGUUGCCCUUCCUGGCCAUAGUGGCCAGCUACUCCGACAUCGGGCGGCGGCUGCAGGCCCGGCGCUUCCGCCGCAGCCGCCGCACCGGCCGCCUGGUGGUGCUCAUCAUCCUGGCCUUCGCCGCCUUCUGGCUGCCCUACCACGUGGUGAACCUGGCCCAGGCGGUCCGCGCGGUGGCGGGCAAGGUCGUGGAGGACGGGCCCGUGGGGCGGCGGCUGCACCUGGCCCGNNNAGUGCUCAUCACGCUGGCCUUCCUGAGCAGCAGCGUGAACCCCGUGCUGUACGCGUGCGCCGGCGGCGGCCUGCUGCGCUCGGCCGGCGUGGGCUUCGUCGCCAAGCUGUUGGAGGGCACCGGCUCCGAGGGGUCCAGCACCCGCCGCGGGGCCACCCUGGUCCAGACGGUGAGGGGCGCCCCCACCCGUCCCGAGCCAGGCUCCGUGGAGAGCCUCACUGUCUCCACCAACCCUCUCGAGGGAAGCGAACCCAACUAGACCUGCAGGGUGGGGUGGGGGGUGGGGUGGGAGUGGGGUGGCGGUGGAAGGAUGCUUGCUUUCCUCCUGGGGGAAUGCCCCCACGCUGGCCUGAGUCAAUUCUGCACUCCCUCUUCCCCCAGGAGGAGAACACCGGUCGGGGAUGGAGCAGAAGAAAGGGAGGUGAGGGGCAAGUCAGGGCAGAGUGAGAGCCUGGCCCCUUUAAGCAGCUUUACAAUUAAAAUUCGGUUCUGAAAAGGGGUCAGCCCCGUGUGUGGGACUUGUGUAUUAUCUGAUCCUGUUGUUGAUCCUGGCUGCCCUUAAGGGGAUCCUUCUCAAUAGUUGAGGCAUAUCUUUUAGUUUCCCAUGAUUUUCAGUUUGGAAGGGACACAAAGACAGACCUAGAAAUCAGACCUCCUUCCUUCCCCUGCUGAGGCAGGUGGUCUGCACAUCAUACUUAGAACAACACAGGUCUGCAGACAGCUGAAGGAGCUGGCCAAGGACUACCACCCAUGUGGGCUCCUCAGUCCAGAUUCCCUGAGAAAACAGCACUGCUGUGAGGUGUCUACCCUCAAGGCUGUGAUAGGUAUCCUUGUUAGCAGGACUCCAGCUUUCUGCCAGUAAUCUUUGUCUUUUCAGUGAGAGUGUCCUAGGGGAUAGGGAUUGCCUUCCUUCCCUCCAUCUCCCAAGAGCCCUCACUUGAGAACCAAGUCAUCAGAUCUUAUCCCCUAGAAUUCUGCACAUCAGCAUUCUGCCAGCCCCUAAAAACAGACUGUGGUGUAAGCUGGAGCUGAGGGCUCUCUGUGAUGUGGUUACCCUUAGGAAACACAGAUUUGCAAGAGUGAGAAGGAUGUCAGUCUUUCCUAGGGAUGGCUGCUGUCUUAGAAGGCCUUGAGCUGGCUGUGUUCUGACAGCAUUUUAGGAAGUAGCAGCAGUGUACUUUUGAAUCUCUCCCAUAAAAAAAAAAAAAAAGAA
Molecule: messenger RNA, 3510 nt
Organism: Vicugna pacos (alpaca)
Lineage: Eukaryota; Metazoa; Chordata; Mammalia; Artiodactyla; Camelidae
Source: RefSeq, a predicted model, not a curated record